CGUAAUGGAUCCAAACUUGCAAAAAAAAGCACAUCAUUUUCGAUGAACAAAGUACAAUUAGAGAUAGUACAAGAGAUAAAAUUUUUGGGAAUUAUACUGACCCCUACAAUAACUUUUGAAAAGCAAUAUAAAAAAGUCGUUCACAAAUCAAACUGUCUGAUUAAUAAUAUGAUGAAACUUUGUACACAUAUUAAGCUUAAAAAUAUAUUUAGUCAUUUUAGACUAUUUACUUCUAUAAUUUUUAAUGCGAUAUCCUACGCCUCACCUAUUUGGAGUCUAACCAAUUAUAAGAAACUUGAAUCCAUUCAAAAUAAGUUUAUUCGAAAAUUGUUUACAUUGGAAUACAAUAUUGCUGGUUAUGCUCUUAGAAUUGAACUCAGCAGAUUUAGAUUGGCUCCUUUUUUUAUCAAAAGAUUCGUUAAUUUUCUAUAUAAGAUCAGAGACAAUAAUAAUCUUUCAACAAAACUAUUAUAUUUGCUGUAUAAAAAAAUGUGUCAAAAACCCCAAAAAAAUACCUGGAUUAGUCAAAUGAAGAACAUAAUCAAUGAAUACGGAGUUUCUAUAUCUCCAAUACUAGAAAAUUCAGAAAUUAGCGACCUUAUAAGAAAACAACUUAUACAUAAUGCAUUGGAAAUCUCAUUAGCUCAAGAUAUUGAAGAAAUACACAAGAGAAGAGAGCCUAAAUGGUAUAAAAUAUUGCUAAAUUACCCUUUCAAUAACAAUUAUAUACUAUCUAAUAUGUCGUUUACAGUCAAGAAGUUUUUCAUUCAACUAAGAUUAAAUAGCAAUAUGAUUUUAAUUAAUAAUAGAAUAUAUGAAAUUUCCAAAAGUAAUUGCCCAAGAUGUCAGGAAUUAUUUACAAAAUAUCACGUUUUCUGCGAAUGUAAAACAGGCUACGAUCUAAGAAUUAAAAUGGAUUUGAAACAAUUAAAUUUCAUCACAGAAGAAAAUCAAAUGUAUUGUUUCUUCCAGGGUGCAAAUAUUGCUAUGAUUUAUAAAUUAUAUAAUUAUAUAAAAACCUUUUGUAAUCAAUCCUAAAAGGAUAAAUGAAAUUGAAUUGACCUGACAUUGUAUAUAGUAAUACUAACUGAUACACAUUGGAAUGUAUAAUCGUGACUAUGAUCAAUGUCCAUUCUAUGUUAUA
This is a messenger RNA of Centruroides sculpturatus (bark scorpion), 1144 nucleotides long. RefSeq lists its product as uncharacterized. The record is from RefSeq and is a predicted model, not a curated record. The transcript has 2 exons. NCBI's taxonomy places the organism in Eukaryota, Metazoa, Arthropoda, Arachnida, Scorpiones, Buthidae. Bases 43 to 1038 code for a protein of 331 amino acids.